AGGAAAUCCGUAGUUCUCUAACCAAAGAUUUCCUAUUCAAUUCCUCUUCUCGAUACCUCCAUUUUCCUACCUAGCUAACUAACUCUAUCACUACUCCUUCAUCGUUCAAAUAUUCUUUAACAUGGACGGAGCCAAUGGCAGCGUUGCAAACCAUGACGCCGCUUUUUGCUUGAAUACUAACAAUAAUGUCAGUGCUGACCCUCUCAACUGGGGUGUGGCUGCUGAGUCCAUGGCCGGGAGCCACUUGGACGAGGUCAAACGUAUGGUGGCUGAGUACCGGAAACCGGUUGUCCGCCUCGGCGGAGAGACGCUCACGAUUUCUCAGGUGGCUGCUAUCGCCGCACAUGACCAAGGGGUUCGUGUCGAGCUCUCUGAGUCUGCUAGGGAAGGGGUUAAGGCCAGCAGCGACUGGGUCAUCAACAGCAUGAACAAUGGCACUGAUAGCUACGGUGUCACCACCGGGUUCGGUGCUACCUCCCACCGACGAACCAAACAAGGUGGCGCCUUGCAGAAGGAGCUUAUUAGGUUUUUGAAUGCUGGAAUAUUUGGCAACGGUACAGAGUCCAAUUGUACCUUACCACACACAGCAACUAGAGCAGCUAUGCUAGUAAGAAUCAACACUCUUCUUCAAGGGUACUCAGGCAUUAGAUUUGAGAUUUUAGAGGCCAUAACCAAGCUAUUGAACAACAAUAUUACCCCCUGUCUGCCACUUAGGGGUACAAUUACAGCAUCUGGUGAUCUUGUUCCUCUUUCUUACAUUGCUGGUUUGUUAACUGGUCGACCCAACUCCAAGGCUGUUGGACCUUCUGGAGAGAUUCUGAAUGCUAAGGAAGCUUUUCAAUUGGCAAACAUUGGUUCAGAGUUCUUUGAAUUGCAACCUAAGGAAGGGCUUGCCCUUGUCAAUGGCACUGCUGUUGGUUCUGGCUUAGCUUCUAUUGUUCUCUUUGAGGCAAAUGUCUUAGCUGUUUUGUCUGAAGUUUUGUCAGCAAUUUUUGCUGAAGUGAUGCAAGGGAAGCCUGAGUUCACUGACCAUUUGACCCAUAAGCUAAAGCACCACCCUGGUCAAAUUGAGGCUGCUGCUAUUAUGGAACACAUUUUGGAUGGAAGCUCUUAUAUUAAAGCGGCUAAGAAAUUGCAUGAGAUUGAUCCUCUGCAAAAGCCUAAACAAGAUCGUUAUGCAUUAAGAACUUCACCCCAAUGGCUUGGUCCUCAAAUUGAAGUGAUUAGAUUUUCAACUAAGUCAAUUGAGAGAGAGAUAAACUCAGUCAAUGACAACCCUUUGAUUGAUGUUUCAAGGAACAAGGCUUUGCAUGGUGGUAACUUUCAAGGCACUCCCAUUGGAGUCUCAAUGGAUAAUACACGUUUGGCUAUUGCAUCAAUUGGCAAGCUCAUGUUUGCUCAAUUCUCUGAGCUUGUCAAUGAUUUUUACAAUAAUGGGUUACCUUCAAAUCUCUCUGCUAGUAGAAAUCCCAGCUUGGAUUAUGGUUUCAAGGGAUCUGAAAUUGCUAUGGCAUCUUAUUGCUCUGAACUCCAAUAUUUGGCCAACCCAGUAACAAGCCACGUCCAAAGUGCUGAGCAGCACAACCAAGAUGUGAACUCUUUGGGUUUGAUUUCAUCUAGGAAAACCCAUGAGGCUAUUGAGAUCUUGAAGCUCAUGUCUUCCACUUUCUUGAUUGCACUUUGCCAAGCAAUUGACUUGAGGCAUUUGGAGGAGAAUUUGAAGAACACUGUGAAGAAUGUUGUGAGUCAAGUUGCCAAGAGGACUCUUACCACAGGUGUCAAUGGAGAACUUCAUCCUUCAAGAUUUUGUGAGAAAGAUUUGCUGAAAAUUGUUGAUAGGGAGUAUAUAUUUGCAUACAUUGACGACCCAUGCAGUGCUACAUACCCAUUGAUGCAAAAACUAAGGCAAGUGCUUGUGGAUCAUGCAUUAGCAAAUGCAGAGGGAGAGAAGAACUUGAACACAUCAAUCUUCCAAAAGAUUGCAACAUUUGAGGAUGAGUUGAAGGCCCUCUUGCCAAAGGAGGUUGAAGGUUUAAGAGUUGCAUAUGAGAAUGGCCAAUGUGCAAUUCCUAACAAGAUUAAGGAAUGUAGGUCUUACCCAUUGUACAAGUUUGUGAGAGAGGAGUUGGGGACAGCAUUGCUAACUGGUGAAAAGGUUAUUUCACCAGGUGAGGAGUGUGAUAAAUUGUUCACAGCAAUGUGCCAAGGUAAAAUUAUCGAUCCUAUUUUGGAGUGCCUUGGGGAGUGGAAUGGUGCUCCUCUUCCAAUUUGUUAGUUCAUGAUCUGUUUCCUUGAGAAGUGGUUUCCUUCUAUAUGUGUAUUUUGUGUUGAUAAGCAUUUGGUUUGUCUAUAAGCCUGUGACAAAUCAAUCUACAGACAACUUUCGGUUUCCCUUGAUGUCAAGGAACUUGUAAUUCAUGUUGUAAUAGAAUCUCAUUUGUUUGUCAUAGCUUUGUCGUGCAAAUACUAAUACACGUCCUUUGAUAUGAAGGACGCUUUUUUUUUCCUGAAUAAGAAUUAUUAUUUCAUUAUACUAAUGCUCAGAU
Messenger RNA from Abrus precatorius (Indian licorice), 2546 nucleotides. Its product is annotated as phenylalanine ammonia-lyase class 2. The coding region runs from base 122 to 2275 and encodes 717 amino acids. The record is from RefSeq and is a predicted model, not a curated record. Gene Ontology annotation, cellular component: cytoplasm. Gene Ontology annotation, molecular function: phenylalanine ammonia-lyase activity. Gene Ontology annotation, biological process: L-phenylalanine catabolic process. Lineage: Eukaryota; Viridiplantae; Streptophyta; Magnoliopsida; Fabales; Fabaceae. The transcript is spliced from 2 exons.